Charadrius vociferus (killdeer) is the source of this 1698-nucleotide messenger RNA. Its product is annotated as inositol 1,4,5-trisphosphate receptor-interacting protein-like 1. The transcript is spliced from 4 exons. Gene Ontology annotation, cellular component: membrane. Bases 1 to 1698 code for a protein of 565 amino acids. Lineage: Eukaryota; Metazoa; Chordata; Aves; Charadriiformes; Charadriidae. The record is from RefSeq and is a predicted model, not a curated record.
AUGCCUCAGUCGUGUAGCUACAGCAUGAGUGUGCUGCCCUCCAGCCGCUCCUGCAAGCUCCAACUUACCAGUACUUCCGGGAGAAGGCUCUCCAUUGAGAUGGUGUUUGGGCUGCAGCAAGGCGACUCGGACAUCUUCCUCAGCAGCCAGCUUACAGAGGACAUCUUCACCCCAAGCACGACGUGGUCAGAGAGCUACGCUGUGGCAGAGGUGAAGUUCUUCAGGCAUAUCGGAGGGCAGGCCCAGCAUGGAGCCUUACACCUCAAAUGCCUGCAGCUCUUUGCUGGCAUCCUGGUGGGCACAGGCUUUUCUACCUCUGUCUUGAAGACAGUUGCCAUGCACCUCCUCAACACCAUACCGCUGGUCAUGGAUGCAACCAAGUUCUUCGUGUUGGUUGUGCAAAGCAUCAUCCAGCUCCCACAGAAGGUGGGCUAUGAGCUGGAUGAGGCCACGCGCGAGCGCGUGCAGCAGCAUGCGGAGCACCUGAGCCGGGAGAUGACUCGGCUGCUGCGGGAGCUGGAGCAGAGCACCUCUCAGUGGCAGUUGUGGGCGGUUGCUGCAGUCCUGGUCCUGCUCUUCAGACUCCGCUGGUGGCUCUGGAAAUCGAGCUGUGAGGAUGAGGAGUACGAGGAGGAAGAGGAGCCAUUACAUAUUUACAGAUUUCUCGAUGAGUACACGUCAUGGCCACUGCCAAACAGGCAAAGAAUAUGCACAUUGGUGGAAGAGCUGGUGAACGACCUUCUCUGUGCCUGCCGAAUCCUCUCCAGCAAUAACUUCAUGCCACGGGUGCAGCCAGCUGUUGGUGUGGGCGGCGUUCUGGAAGGGUGGAGUGCCUUUGGAGAAGAGCUUGUCUAUCGAUUGCUUGUCCCUCUGAAGCCACCCCCUGGGCACUCCUUCCACCUCGAGUUGGGCAGCAAAGGAGAUAUGCUGGUGAGGGACGCACACGUGCGUGUGGAACUCGAGUGCAUGUGCACAAGGGAGCGGCGGCUGGGGGACAUGUUGUGCUUCCUCCACCACCCUGAGGAUGAGCUGAUGAGCAGUCAGGAAAUCAGCCUCCUACAAACCCUCUGCACCGCCUCGUACCUUGAUGUGCAGAAAACCGCCUUCUGGCUCCAGGACCUGAUGACAGCAGCCAGUGUUGCUGUGCCUUGGGCAGACACAUGUAACCUAACAGUGUUGCCCUCUACACGCUUCUGCAAGCUCAAGCUGACCAGCCCUGUCAAGACUUCCCUCUACAUUGAACUGAUCUUAGCGGUGCAGCAAGUCCUAGUCCUGCUCUUCGAGCUCUGCUGGUGGGUGGCUCAGGAAAAAGAUGCUGUCAGCCAGCAAGCAGUGGUGGAGACCUCCCACAGCAACACAGAGUGCGCUGAGGUAUUCAGUGAACGAGAAGAUUCUGAUGAAUAUGAGAGGUGUCGCUUCAGGAGUUUUACAAAGCGCAUCCACUCAUCAGCACAGCGCCUGGCCUACAGGAGCCGGGUGGUGGAAGAGACUGGUGGGUCUCUCCAAGAGUGCUUGUCAAAUAGUUCCUUCCCAGUCCUGCAGCCAGCCAUCAGCAUGGGCAGUGCCUUCAAAGGUUGGAGUCCCUGUGGGUGUGAUGCUGUCUACCUGGUGCAGGACCCGGCCACCUACGUCAAGGCAAUGAGUGAGUUCGAUGAACUGCAAGAGCGAUUCACGGAACUGCUCUUCUACAGACACUGA